This is a messenger RNA of Podarcis raffonei (Aeolian wall lizard), 8759 nucleotides long. It is a transcript of the gene PBRM1, whose product is annotated as polybromo 1. Bases 212 to 5350 code for a protein of 1712 amino acids. NCBI's taxonomy places the organism in Eukaryota, Metazoa, Chordata, Lepidosauria, Squamata, Lacertidae. Gene Ontology annotation, biological process: chromatin remodeling. The record is from RefSeq and is a predicted model, not a curated record. Gene Ontology annotation, molecular function: chromatin binding; protein binding. The transcript has 32 exons. Gene Ontology annotation, cellular component: RSC-type complex.
GAGCGAGCGAGCGAGGCUGAGCGGCAACAGUGGCGGCGACGCCGACAGCGCGGGGGGCCGUGGCGGCGACGGGGACUGAGCGCGGCCGCGGCUGCAGGAGGCGGGGGAGCAGCGGCAGCGGCGGCUGGUUUUGCCUGUACUAAUACAACUGCUGAAUUGGUGCUUUAAGGAUUUGCCUUUUCUCAGUUUCUUUACUUGCCUAUCAGACAUAAUGAGGAGACUGGCUUUUCGUGGUGCUGGUUGUACUCUGAAGAAGUUGGAUUCCAUGGGUUCCAAGAGGCGAAGGGCUACCUCUCCUUCCAGCAGUGCCAGUGGAGAUUUUGAUGAUGGCCACCACUCCACAACUACACCAGGCCCAAGCAGGAAGAGGAGAAGACUCUCCAACCUCCCUACGGUCGAUCCUAUCGCUGUAUGCCAUGAAUUAUACAACACAAUCAGAGAUUACAAAGAUGAACAAGGGAGGCUUCUGUGUGAGCUUUUCAUUAGGGCCCCCAAACGAAGAAACCAGCCAGAUUACUAUGAAGUGGUUUCUCAGCCUAUUGAUUUAAUGAAAAUCCAACAGAAGCUAAAAAUGGAGGAAUAUGAUGAUGUGAACGUGCUAACUGCUGACUUCCAGCUGUUAUUUAAUAAUGCAAAAUCAUAUUAUAAGCCAGACUCCCCUGAAUAUAAGGCUGCCUGUAAAUUGUGGGAUUUAUAUAUACGCACAAAAAACGAGUUUGUCCAGAAGGGAGAUCCUGACGAUGACGACGACGACGACGAGGGCCAUGACAAUCAAGGGACAAUUUCUGAAAUAUCUUCUCCAGGUUAUUUAAAAGAAAUUCUGGAACAGCUUCUUGGAGCCGUAGUUGUAGCCACAAACCCAUCAGGCCAUCUCAUCAGUGAGCUUUUUCAGAAGCUUCCCUCUAAAGUGCAAUAUCCUGACUAUUAUGCAAUAAUUAAAGAGCCCAUAGAUCUGAAGACUAUUGCCCAGCGAAUACAGAAUGGAAGUUAUAAAAGCAUUCAUGCAAUGGCCAAGGACAUAGACCUGUUAGUUAAGAAUGCCAAAACUUACAACGAACCUGGGUCUCAAGUAUUCAAGGAUGCAAAUGCAAUAAAGAAAAUAUUUAAUAUGAAGAAAGCAGAAAUUGAGCAUUCCGAACUGACCAAAUCAAGUCUCCGAAUCAGGACUGCAAAUUUGGCUGCUUCCAAGCUGACAGGUCCUUCCUCACAGGGUAAAGGCAGUGUUGUCGAUGACAGAAAUGCUGCUAAUAAAUAUUAUCGUAACAAAAGAGCUGUCCAAGGAGAUCGUUUAUCAGCAAUAACCAUGGCACUGCAAUAUGGAUCUGAAAGCGAUGAAGAUGCUGUUUUGGCUGCUGCUGCCCGUUAUGAAGAAGGGGAGUCUGAAGCCGAGAGCAUAACUUCAUUUAUGGAUACUUCCAACCCUCUCUAUCAGCUUUAUGAUAUAGUUAGGAACUGCAGGAACAACCAGGGUCAGCUCAUAUCAGAACCCUUUUUUCAUUUGCCUUCGAAGAAAAAGUAUCCGGACUAUUACCAACAAAUCAAAAUGCCUAUUUCAUUGCAGCAAAUCAGAACAAAACUAAAGAACCAUGAAUAUGAAACUCUGGACCAUUUGGAAUGCGAUUUAAACUUGAUGUUUGAAAAUGCCAAACGUUAUAAUGUCCCAAAUUCUGCCAUUUACAAGAGAGUACUGAAAAUGCAGCAGGUUAUGCAGGCAAAGAAGAAGGAGCUAGCCAGAAGAGAUGAUAUCGAGGAUGGAGACAGUAUGAUCUCUUCUGCAACAUCUGAUGCUGGAAGUUCAAAAAGAAAAAGCAAAAAGAACAUAAAGAAGCAGCGAAUGAAAAUUUUGUACAAUGUUGUUCUUGAGGCACGAGAGCCUGGCACUGGCCGAAGACUUUGUGAGCUGUUCGUGGUGAAACCUUCCAAAAAAGACUAUCCAGAUUAUUACAAAAUCAUCUUGGAGCCAAUGGAUUUAAAAACAAUAGAGCACAAUAUCCGCAGUGACAAGUACGUUGGGGAAGAGUCUAUGAUAGAAGAUAUGAGGUUAAUGUUUCGAAACGCAAGGCAUUAUAAUGAAGAAGGCUCACAGGUUUACAAUGAUGCUCAUAUCUUGGAGAAGAUUCUUAAAGAAAAGAGGAAAGAGCUGGGACCUCUGCUUGAAGAUGAUGAGGUUGCUUCCCCUAAAUUGAAAUUAACUUUAAAUUUUGUUCCUCUAGGUAGAAAGACUGGCAUCUCCCCUAAAAAAUCAAAAUAUAUGACUCCAAUGCAACAGAAACUUAAUGAAGUAUACGAAGCGGUGAAGAACUAUACAGAUAAGCGAGGGAGAAGGCUUAGUGCAAUUUUCCUGCGGCUUCCAUCUCGAUCGGAGCUUCCUGACUACUACCUGACAAUUAAAAAGCCGGUUGAUAUGGAGAAGAUCAGAAGUCACAUGAUGGCCAACAAAUAUCAGGACAUUGAUGCCAUGGUUGAAGAUUUUGUAAUGAUGUUCAAUAAUGCCUGCACUUAUAAUGAGCCAGAAUCCUUGAUUUACAAAGAUGCUCUGGUGCUGCACAAAGUUUUGCUAGAAACUAGAAGAGACAUAGAAGGAGAUGAAGAUUCUCAUGUCCCAAAUGUUACACUCCUGAUCCAGGAACUUAUACAUAACCUUUUUGUCUCUGUAAUGAGUCAUCAGGAUGAUGAAGGCAGGUGCUACAGUGACUCCUUAGCUGAAAUUCCUGGUGUUGAUCCUAAUUUCCCAAACAAGCCACCCCUGACUUUUGAUAUCAUACGAAAGAAUGUGGAAAAUAACCGCUACCGGAGAUUGGAUUUGUUCCAAGAGCAGAUGUUUGAAGUGCUGGAGCGGGCAAGGAGAAUGAACCGGACGGAUUCGGAGAUUUAUGAGGAUGCAGUGGAACUUCAACAGUUCUUUAUCAAAAUCCGUGACGAACUCUGCAAGAAUGGCGAGAUCCUGUUGUCACCAGCCCUCAGCUACACUACCAAGCAUCUUCAUAACGAUGUCGAAAAAGAGAAGAAGGAAAAGCUUCCUAAGGAAAUGGAAGAAGACAAACUCAAAAGAGAAGAAGAGAAGAGAGAAGCUGAAAAGAGUGAAGAUUCUUCUGGAGGAUCAGGACUGUCUAGUUUACACAGGACAUACAGCCAGGAUUGCAGCUUUAAGAACAGCAUGUAUCACGUUGGGGAUUAUGUGUAUGUUGAACCCGCAGAAGCCAAUUUGCAACCUCACAUAGUCUGCAUUGAACGACUGUGGGAGGAUUCGGCUGGAGAAAAAUGGUUGUACGGCUGCUGGUUUUAUCGACCAAAUGAAACAUUCCAUCUUGCAACCCGAAAGUUUUUGGAGAAAGAAGUAUUUAAAAGUGAUUAUUACAACAAAGUCCCCGUGAACAAAAUUCUUGGCAAAUGUGUGGUCAUGUUUGUUAAGGAGUAUUUUAAGCUAUGCCCAGAAAACUUUAGAGAUGAAGACGUUUACGUUUGCGAAUCACGUUAUUCUGCAAAGACCAAGUCCUUUAAGAAGAUUAAAUUAUGGACCAUGCCAAUUAGCUCUGUACGAUUUGUUCCUCGAGACGUGCCCUUGCCUGUGGUUCGUGUUGCCUCAGUAUUUGCGAAUACAGACAAAAUUGAUGAGGAAAAGCACACUGAAAUGUCUGAGGAUAUCAAAGUGGGAGACCACACCCUUAGCCUUGAAAAGGACAAAGAAGAUGUUCCAGUAGAAAUGGCAAAUGGAGAACCUGGGUGUCACUACUAUGAACAGCUUUGUUACAAUGACAUGUGGCUGAAGGUUGGGGAUUGCGUCUUCAUAAAAUCACACGGUCUAGUCCGACCGCGAGUUGGCAGAAUAGAAAAAAUGUGGGUAAGAGAUGGAGCUGCCUAUUUCUUUGGUCCGAUCUUUAUACACCCAGAGGAAACUGAACAUGAGCCAACUAAAAUGUUCUACAAGAAGGAAGUGUUUUUGAGUAACUUAGAAGAGACCUGCCCCAUGACAUGCAUUCUAGGAAAGUGUGCUGUGUUGUCUUUCAAGGACUUCCUCUCCUGUAGGCCAACUGAGAUUUCUGAAAAUGAUGUUCUCCUCUGUGAAAGCCGCUAUAAUGAAAGUGACAAACAGAUGAAGAAAUUUAAGGGAUUGAAAAGGUUUUCUCUUUCAGCAAAAGUAGUAGAUGAUGAAAUUUACUACUUUAGGAAACCCAUAAUUCCUCAGAAGGAGCCAUCUCCCCUUCUGGAAAAGAAGAUUCAGCAGCUAGAAGCCAAAUUUGCUGAGCUGGAAGGAGGUGAUGAAGAGAUUGAAGAGAUCGCAGAAGAGGAAGGUGAAGUUACAGAAGCGCCAACGAUGCCUCAGCUUCAGAGUCCUCUUUCUAAUGAGUUGGAUAUAAUGCCAUACACUCCUCCACAGUCCACUCCCAAGUCUGCCAAGGGCAGUGUAAAGAAGGAAGGAUCGAAGAGGAAGAUCAACAUGAGUGGUUACAUUCUAUUUAGUAGUGAGAUGAGAGCGGUUAUUAAAGCUCAGCACCCAGAUUAUUCAUUUGGAGAGCUCAGUAGACUUGUUGGAACAGAGUGGAGAAACUUGGAAGCAACCAAGAAAGCAGAGUAUGAAGAGCGGGCAGCUAAGGUUGCUGAGCAGCAGGAGAGAGAACGAGCAGCACAGCAACAGCAGCAGAAUUCCUCCCCCCGGGCAGGCACUCCUGUCGGGGCUCUAAUGGGGGUGGUGCCGCCACCAACACCAAUGGGGAUGCUCAAUCCGCAGUUGACACCUGUUGCAGGCAUGCUAGGUGGCUAUCCACCAGGGCUGCCAACUUUACAGGGCCCAGUUGAUGGCAUUAUUAGCAUGGGCAGCAUGCCGCCACUUCACCCUGGGGUGCCUCCACCCCACCAACUUCCACCAGGCAUGCCAGGCAUCCCACCACCGGGUGUUAUAGGUCAAAGCGUUUCCUCCAUGGUAGGAGCCCCCUCAGCAGGAAGUCCUUUUGGACAGCAGAUGGGUAUCCUUGGUCCACCAGGUCAGCAGGCCCCACCUCCCUAUCCUGGACAAAAUCCAGCAGCCCAGCAAGUUAUGCAGCAGCCAACAACUCCUAUGUUUGUCUCCCCUCCACCAAAGACGCAAAGGCUUCUUCAUUCUGAGGCUUAUCUGAAAUACAUUGAGGGUCUAAGUGCUGAUUCGAGUAGUAUUAGCAAGUGGGACCAGACCCUUUCAGCACGAAGACGCGAUGUCCAUCUCUCAAAAGAACAAGAGAGCCGUCUUCCUACACACUGGUUGAAAAGCAAAGGGGCCCACACCACAAUGGCAGAUGCCUUAUGGCGCCUUCGAGACUUGAUGCUGAGAGAUACUCUUAAUAUCCGUCAAGCAUACAACAUAGAAAAUGUUUAAUCCUCUUUCGAUACCAACAUAUAAUAUUUUUGUGGAACAAUAGCUGUUUUAGUUAUUGGUGGGGGAGGGCAAACUGGUUUUAUUGCAUCUUACUGUACAUUGCAAGAUUGUUUUUUUAUAUAAGGACACUUUUAAUAAGCAUAUUUCACUUUUUGUUAUAUUAUGUUGACUUUUUUAAAAACUAUACAGACUUGUGCAUAUGGUUCUUUAACUUGGAAGAUGAUCUCACACUUUUGUUAUAAAUGCAAAAUAAGGUUACAUCAUUUGGCCUUACACAGAGGUUCUCAUGCCUUCUUUUUUUUUUUUAAAGCAGCAAGAGUGUGUAGCGAAAUGUGAAGUUAAUCCCAGUUUGCAUCUUAGCAGCAUGAGCAUCCAUGUGCUUGUGUGGUAGUGACUUUUGGCAGAUACAUCACAAGAACUUAAAGCCUUCCUUUAAAUAAAGCUACUAGGGUAGGGAGAAGAUGGAAUCAACUUGGUAAAUGUAAGGCCUUUUUUAUUUGUUCCCAGAACUUGAUAAAAGGAAAUAAGCAAACCUGUAUCUUUUGAUUUGACCACCUUUUGUUGGCACAUAUAAGUUCAAAGUGGGGCUUGUAUUGAUGAGUCUGCUUUAAGAGAUCUGCAGACAUGAAGGCUUACAUGUGAUGCCAGUAGACAUUGGCCUGAUGAUAGUGUGCUACCUAAUUUAUUUCUCCAGGAUGAGACCUGUGCUCAUCACCACCAGCACCACCUCCUUGGGAAAUACUUGAGUAAGCUUAAGUAUAAAGGGGGAGGGAUUUCUACUUUGCUGUCCUAAUAUGAAGGAUGCAUAAUAUCUUUGAAUUCUCAGAUCAGAACAUUUAUACAUGUGUAUUUUUAAAGGUGCAAAGCUUUAGUUUCCAAGACCUUCACUUCAAAAUCAGAAUUGGAUGUUUUGUUUCUUGUAGUUUAAGGUUCCCACUGCAAAUUUAAUGCAGUUUAUAACUGAUAUUGGAAGGUAAGUAACAGAGCAUGCAAAAGGAGCAUAUGUAUUUUAACAGCUUAAAAUAAGUGCUCUAUUCAGGACUUGGUAUCUUGACACUUUUUCUUUAAAGGUUGCUCUGAUGAAAGCACUGCAGUCCUACUGUUGAUAAUUUUUAUACGCAUAGUCCUAGCUGUACAGCACUGCUUAUAAGCCUAACACAGCAGAUCAUCAUAUGUAGGAAUUGGUGUCCUGAACCUACAUAAAUUUAUUUAGAAAGUUAAUCUAAUUUUUGUUCCCACAGUUAUAGGACAAUACAGCAUUUGUCUUUACUAGUAACAGUAGUCACAAAGCAGAGAGUUCCUUAAGGCAUGUAAAAAGUCCUAGGUGAAACCCGUUGGAGUUGUUAGUUGUGUAGUUCUGUUUUGUUGCCUGAGGGCCAGACUACCAAUGGCAUUAAUUGCAUAGCCUGCUUUUCACUGCACACUUUUUCUUCCAUAAAACAGGGGGGGAGGCAGGGGUAGCGAAUUCAAGAGCUUUUUCUCCAGUGCAAAUUGUAGGCAUGGGCCCCUCAAAUCAAGGGUAGAACCCUGUCCCCGAUACUAGUCAUUUUUCAGAGAGGUUUGCACAUAAACUCUGAUAAACAUGUGUAAUAGUAUAGCCCUGAUACUAGGAUUUUCUAGUUCAGCAGCCUUCCUUCUUUGGGUGACAUCCAUCAUAGCACAAGGGGGCAUCCACUUGUAGAAAGAGGAGCACCUCCUUCAUGUGCACCCCCAAAAUAUGCUCCAGAGGGUUGGGGGACUGGAGGGGAAGGAUGGAGCCCUGUUGCAAAGAUGGGCUGCCACAAUUAGAUCUCCCUCUUCACCUUUAAAGUUAGAUUUAUAAGUUUAGAAAAAACAGCUUUGAAUGUUGACAAGUAAUGGAAUGCUUAUCAAGCAUGGAUUCAAAGAAAUAAUUCAGGAGGCCACCACCUGACAAAGCUUGCACAAUUAUCAGUUAGGAGGCACGUUAGAAGUCAUGUUUAAUUACGAGGUUAAUUUUAACAAAGAAUUGUUGCCAUGCUGGCUUCAGAGAAUGAGUGGUUCAUCAGGAUAAGUAACUGUCUUAUUGGACCAACUUUAGUUCACCCAAUGAAAAUUACAUUCCAUUACCUAUUUUAACACACAUCCAGAAAAAUGUAUAUUUAGUUGAUGUUUCUGGAUCUGUUUCAGUGAUACAAUGCAUUAUGAAGAUGACAGCAAGUAGCCUGUGAAAAAUAUACUAUUAAAGUUUUGGUUCUUCAGAUGAGAUACUAAUGCAAAAUACAAUAUUAAUAUUACAGAGAUUUUUGUAUCCUUAUCAUUCUAUCAUAUGUGGCACACAUCUUAGUAUAUGGCCUUUGCAAUUUUUAGAAACCUCACAGAUCUCUGCGUGCACCCAGGAAUUUUCCUUAGGUGACUUAGCAGAAGCUGCCAAUGCCAAAUCAGCUCAGCACUGGGAGCUACUGAGGCAAGUGCAUGGGUGCUCUUCUGGAUCGUGGCCAAUGUGUUUGAAAUUACCUCUCACAUUUCAGUUUCAAUGUCAAAAGGAGGCAGCAAGUCCUAGAUCUUUAGUACUUGGAAACACCAUAGACUUUUACUAAUACAAUCACUUUUUGUUUUAGGUAUUGCAAAAACUACACCAAAGAACCUGGAAUUUAUUUAUUUUUAUUUAUUUAAAAAAUAAACAGGAUGAGACACCCUUUGAAUGCUGUAUAAUUCAGGAGGAUCAGUGUUGAAUAAUAUGCAGCAUUGUCUUUCCCAGACAUUUAAGAAGAGGGCAGCUUCACUAUUUCUAAUAACCCAGGAGUAAACAAUUAGAACUGUAAAUGAGGCCUUUGCCUUUUCUAUGGCAGUGCAGAGCACUCCUCCUAGACCAUUAGGCUGGCCCUAAUUAUUUUAAAUUUAAUUUAUUCCAAAAUCAUGUCUCUGUUUACUGGGGGCAUUUCAGUAACAUGUAGGAUUAAAGUUUGAUGGCUACAAUCCAGUAUUGCACAACCAGCUAACUAAACUUUUCUAACUAUAAAUUGUUGAGAAGGAGAGCAAACCAUGUCUUUCUUUGACCAUUUGAACCCAUUAUUUGUUUUUUUCUACAGCCAUGCACUGUAUUAGAAUAAAAGGACAUUGAAUAUUCAAAUAAGAGUAUGGGAAAUGGUUGGCUUGAGUGGAAAAAACAUGUUUCAGUGAACCAGUUUAGAAGUGAUCAGCAGUUCAUCUCCUAUUCCAUAUUCCCCACUCUUCCCUUAGAGCAAAUGUGUUUAUGUAAUAAUUCAAGUUGAUGUUUUAUAAUAUACUUUUCAGCAUAUAUGCUUUUUGGACCUGGUUAAUCCAUGCCUCAUUUUUUACUCCUGGUUGUAUACUCCAUUGAGUAAAGUGAUAACUAGUCAAUGUGCAUGUACUAUCAGUUUGUCUGAGGCUUUUUAAUUUGAAUAAAAAUAGCUUGCAGUUUGGAUUA